Molecule: messenger RNA, 1427 nt
Organism: Osmia bicornis bicornis
Lineage: Eukaryota; Metazoa; Arthropoda; Insecta; Hymenoptera; Megachilidae
Product: putative gustatory receptor 28a
Exons: 4
Coding region: 1-726 (241 amino acids)
Biological process (GO): sensory perception of taste
Cellular component (GO): neuronal cell body; axon; membrane
Source: RefSeq, a predicted model, not a curated record
AUGGCGACUAUUGUUCCAAUGAGUCUUGUGAGCUGGGUCUUCAUUCAAUAUUACUCCGUGCUGAUCGUGUUGCACGUAAUGUAUGCGAACUUAAACAAAAUUAUCCUAAAUAUUUACGUGCAUAGAACCGAUGCCGCGAAUUGUUUGCAUCGUAGCAGUCGUGUCUUUAUUAACAGUACCGGGAUUCAGUCUCUUUUGAACCUCCGAUGCAUUCACGCUCACCUCUGCGAUAUUUCUGCUCAAGUUUCGCAGUUUUACUCAUUGCCCAUUCUUCUGGGGACAUUCCUCUUGUUGAUCUCUUUGUCAUACAGUGUGUACUACAUUUUCCAACCGUUAAUGGUCGAUAAUGUAAUCAUGGAAACGUCGAUUGUACUAAAUAACGUGAUUUGGACAAUCUUCCUUCUCUAUCCGCUCGGAUUGUUGACGACCAGAGUCACAAAACUGGAGAACGAGAUCGAACGAACCAAAGGUAUCGUGGACGGGUUGCUGAAUUAUGCGAUCGAUAGAGAAGCGAGAACUGAGUUGCUGCAUCGGCAGAUCAAGUUCACGGCCAUGGGAUAUUUCGUUCUAGACAACACGCUUUUUCAAUCGGUGCUCAGUACGACGACGACGUAUCUGGUGAUUCUAAUUCAAUUUCAAAUGGGUGGACCGGAAUCGAUCGACUGUAAUUGCAAUCAUACGUGCAAUUGUAAUAAACAAAAACAUUUUAGCGAAGGAAAAAUUUAACCUUCUGUUAAAAGAAGAAAGAAUGAAAAUUCGUCUAUGUUAGGAAGUGGUAAAGUGUAGGUACAUACAUAUAGGGUGUUCGACAACAGAUGUGAGAUUUUUUGAGAGUGAUUCUCAAAAUAAGACCAAAAUCAAGAAUGGCGAAAUCACGUUUGCGGCUUUGAUUUCUAGUAAUUAACAUUCAAAGAUUCGAGUAAAAAGCGCCUAACACCUGCAACCUGCCUGGCACCGACGUCCGAACGUUAAGUCAGCAGGGGUCGGUACAGUCAUAACUAAGAAUCGAAGCCGAAUGCUGCAGCACCCAGAAAAUAAUAGUACGAGGUAAAUUUCUACUAUUCAAUGACUCUUGAUUAUGACUGCAUUCACCCCUGCUGACCUAACGUUUAGACGUCGAUGCUGGGCAGAUUGCAGGUUUCAGGCGCUUUUUACUCGAAUUGUUAAACGUUAAUUACUGGAAAACGAAGUCGCAAAACGCUAUUUCGCCUUAUUUUGAUCCCUAGAAUCACCCAUAGAUAGAUCUCCUACCUGUUGUCGAACAUCCUAUAUAAAUAUUUUCUAUUUUCUUUCUUUACUUCCUAUACAUUUUUAGUUGGUCAAUGUCUUUUUAAGCAGUUACGAUAAGAUUUAUCGUGCAUCUUUCGAAGAAGAAGAAGAGAAGUGUACGGUUAAAUAGCGAUUUAUGUGAACUAUAUAGUUAUUUU